UCUCUACCUGUCUCUCUCCCCUCCUCCCUCGGUCCUCUUCCCGCUCCUCCUCCCUCUCGGUGCGGACAUGCUCCGGGUCGUGAGGAGAUGAGGUUCCGAAAUGCCUCCUUCUUGACGCUGCUGUUGUUCGGACUGUGCGGGCUGGUCUCGCUGUCCUGGUACACCGCCUUCAGCAGCUCCAGAGGAGAUGUGGUGGACAUCUACCAGAGGGAGUUCCUGGCCUUGAGGGAGCGUCUGCACUCGGCCGAGCAGGAGAACCUGCAGCGCUCCAAGGAACUCAACGUGGUCCUGGAGGAGAUCAAGCGGGCCAUCGCGGAGAAACAAGCGCUGAGGGACAUCAACAGGACCUGGAGCAGCCUCUCUGAGGAGACCCGGUUGAAGUUGUGGAACGUGAGCAGCAGUAAAAACUUCCUGCAACUUCCUUCAGUCCUCCAUCAUCUUCCCCACCUGAUCCACAGAGAAGACAGUCUGCAGCCCGCCGUGCACGUGGGCCAGGGACGCACUGGAGUCUCCAUAGUGAUGGGCGUUCCCAGCGUGAAGAGGGAGGUCCACUCCUACUUGACGGACACGCUCAACUCACUGAUGUCGCAACUCAGCGCCGCCGAGAAGGACGAUUGCAUCAUCGUGGUCCUCAUCGCUGAGGCGGACCACGAGUACGCCAUGAGUGUGGCGGACAACAUGAAGCAGCUUUUUCCAGUAGAGAUCCAGUCCGGUCUGUUGGAGGUGGUGUCUCCGUCGGUGCACUUCUAUCCAGACUUCUCACGCCUCAGAGAGUCUUUUGGAGACCCCAAAGAGAGAGUGAGGUGGAGGAGCAAGCAGAACCUGGACUACUGCUUCCUGAUGAUGUACGCUCAGUCCAAAGGCACCUACUACGUCCAGCUGGAGGACGACAUCGUGGCGCGGCCCAACUACUUGACCACCAUGAAGAACUUCGCUCUGCAGCAGCCUUCGGAGGAGUGGAUGAUUCUGGAAUUUUCUCAGCUCGGCUUCAUCGGUAAGAUGUUCAAGUCCUCAGACUUGUCCCUCAUUGUGGAGUUCAUGUUGAUGUUCUACAAAGACAAGCCCAUAGACUGGCUCCUGGACCACAUCAUGUGGGUCAAAGUCUGCAACCCCGAGAAGGACGCGAAACACUGCGACAGACAAAAAGCCAACAUGAGGAUCCGCUUCAAGCCGUCCUUGUUCCAGCACGUGGGCACACACUCCUCCCUGGCCGGGAAAAUCCAGAAACUCAAGGACAAGGACUUUGGCAAGCAGACCCUCCACAAGGGCCACGCCAACCUGGCCGAGGUGACCACCAGUCUGAAGACCUACCAGCACUUCACGCUGGACAAGGCCUACCUUGGAGAGGACUUCUUCUGGGCCUUCACCCCCGUGGCCGGGGACUUUGUACGCAUCCGCUUCUUCACGCCCGUGCGCAUCGAGAGGUACUUCUUCCGCAGUGGGAACAUUGAGCACCCGGGAGACAAACUCUUCAACACGUCCGUAGAAGUUCUCCCUUUCGAUAACAUCCAGGCAGACAAAGAAGUCCUGGCGGACGGGAAGCAGAGGAGCCAACAGUACCAUCGCACGGAGGACGGCUUCAUCAGAAUCGGAAUGUUCCAGAAGGGCAUUGCCGAGGGGGAGGUGGAUCCCACCUUCGGGCCCUUGGAGGCCAUGCGCCUCACCGUGAUGACCGACUCCCCGGUUUGGAUCAUCCUCAGUGAGAUCUUCAUCAAGAAGGCGGAGUGAGGGUCCUCCUGCUCAGUCAACCUCCGCCUGAUCCCUUCCCACCACGGUGCGACGGCGCCGCCCUCUGGUGGAGCUUUGCCACUGCAAGUCAGACAAGACAGAAAAGGGCGAGGCGCCCAGACAGGUGUUCUCUGCGAAACCCACCGCCAUGGCUUAAGCGGGACCUUCUCAAGACGGAGGCCGGUUUUGCGGCGGAGACGUGGACAUGCGUGGUGGAGGAUCGACAAGAUGCCGUGUGCCUUUUUUUGAAGGGCUGCUGUGGGCCCCGGGGGAGCCCGGAGACAUCCUGCAGACCUCCUGCCUGUCAAUAAGACGUGCUCCUCAUGAGAUCAUGGAGGAAGUCAGAUGCUAUCUGCUCCGCUUCGGGCGGAGAGCAUCACGUGACACCCGCUCUCAAUAAACACUUUGUACUGGUGCUCCGUGCCGCCAGGACCUUUCUGCUCUUUUCUUGCCCACUUUCCUGUCACGUCAACAGUAAAAUAGGAAUUAUUACAUGAAGGGUCUGCACAUUGGUGUUCUUCUUCUGGGAGAUGUUCUCCACCAAAGUAUUGGGAAAAACAAGUUGCCUCUAUAUUGAAGCUAUUAUCAAAUACAGUCGUGGUCAAAAGUUUACAUACACUUGUAAAGAACAUAAUGUCA
Messenger RNA from Entelurus aequoreus (snake pipefish), 2367 nucleotides. RefSeq names its product alpha-1,3-mannosyl-glycoprotein 4-beta-N-acetylglucosaminyltransferase B (gene mgat4b). The record is from RefSeq and is a predicted model, not a curated record. Gene Ontology annotation, biological process: protein N-linked glycosylation. Gene Ontology annotation, molecular function: acetylglucosaminyltransferase activity. Lineage: Eukaryota; Metazoa; Chordata; Actinopteri; Syngnathiformes; Syngnathidae. Gene Ontology annotation, cellular component: endoplasmic reticulum; Golgi stack; endoplasmic reticulum-Golgi intermediate compartment.